Parasteatoda tepidariorum (common house spider) is the source of this 4747-nucleotide messenger RNA. RefSeq names its product vacuolar protein sorting 8 (gene Vps8). Gene Ontology annotation, cellular component: late endosome; HOPS complex. Gene Ontology annotation, molecular function: protein binding. Lineage: Eukaryota; Metazoa; Arthropoda; Arachnida; Araneae; Theridiidae. Gene Ontology annotation, biological process: endosomal vesicle fusion; protein targeting to vacuole. The record is from RefSeq and is a predicted model, not a curated record.
ACAUAUCAAUAAAUGAUAUCUUGUUAUUAUCAAUCAUCAAUUCUUCGUGUUUCUGUUUUCUGCUCUGGUUGUGCUAAUUUGUUAUGGUUUUGAAAUGUCUGAAGAUUUUGCUACUCCCACUUUGCCUCGUCGGGAAAUUUCUCCGUCAACGUUAGGAGAUUUAAACUUUGACAUAGAAGAACUAGAUGAUAAAGAAUUUGAUUUGCCAACAAUUGAUACUCCUCCGACUCUAGAAAGUAUUUUAAAUGAAACAGAUGAUGCAUCUCUUAGUGAUGAAGAAUUUUCGAGUCACCUUGGCUAUUUUCAGGAAACUUGUGAAACAACUUCGAUUGACAGCCUUGAAUCUCAUACUCGUCGUGAAAGAAAACUUUCAAGUCAGAAAGAGAAAAAAAGUCCUCAAUUCAAGAUACAUGGAUCUAUUUUACGGCAUGUCACAUUAAGAGGAGUUUCAGCUCAGUUACAAUCAGCUGCAGAAAGAGUUAAUGCUGGAAAACCAACAUCAAUGGCUGUAUCUUCAGUUAUAGCUGUUGGGACUUUCCAUGGAAUAACUUUAAUAUUUGAUCCUCAGCAAGUUUUGAAAUGGUGCUUGGGUACUACAGAAUAUGGAGAAAAAUAUGGUUCUGUCUCAGCUUUAGCCUUUAACAAUGAUUGCAGUCGUUUGCUUGCUGGAUAUAGCAGAGGAGAAAUCACAAUGUGGGAUUUACAUAAAGGAAAAUUAAUUAGGACAAUUUCUGAUGCUCAUCCUAUGCAAAAUGCUGUUCUUCACAUUAAAUUUACAGAUGAUCCCACAUUGGCUUUAUGUAGUGAUAGUGGUGGCUCAGUAUUUGAAUUAAAUUUCAAGAGAGUCAUGGGAACUAGAACAUGUGAAACUAGGUGUAUAUUUUCAGGAAGUCGGGGUGAGGUAUGUGCUGUAGAGCCUCUUAGAAUGACUCCUCACUUUCGUAACCAUCCAAGUCAAGAAGUAUGUCUUGUUGCCUUAGGCACAGUUACAAAAGUUAUUGCUGUGACUGUGAGGCCAUCUCUUCGAGUUUGGUUUACACAUGCUCUUCGAGCUGAUCCAGAUACUCUACCAGUUUUGAGUUGGCAAUUUGUUGUAAUCCAAAUUUCUUCUUCUACACGAAUAAUUGACCCUGUUUUGGCAUUUGGAAGACAAAACACUGUAAAUUUUUUUCAGGUGAAUUUUGCCUCUGCUGAAAAGAUCAAUUUUAUUCCCCUACAGAAACUGGAGCUUCCUUAUUCAUUUCAAAAUUUUGCAUGGCUAAACUCAAGAACAUUAGUCACUUUAGAUGUUUCAGAGCACCUUCAUGUAAUUGAUGUAAAAUCCAAUGAAGAAUUAGAGGUAUUGGAUUUAGCUGAUGUUCAGUUAGUCUAUGGUACUACUCAUUUCAAAGGCCUUGCUACAGGUGGCAAUGUCAGUAAAGCUAUGGCAGUUGCUGGUGAAAGAGCUUGUUAUUACUCCAUGUCUGCAUUUGGGAGUCAACUGUUGAUAUUAGGAACUAAAAGUAUACACGUGAUGACUAUGAGAACCUGGAAUGAAAGAAUUGAGUUUUUAGUGAAGCAGAAAAUGUUUACUGAAGCUUUGUCACUUGCUCUGUCAUUUUAUGAAGAAAGUGCUAAAGCAGUUUCAGGUCUUAUUGGUAAGAAAUCUCAAAGAAAAGAUCUAGUUGCCUUUAAGAUGUUGGACAUACUGAGUAUAUAUGUAGAUUUGAUUAUGACUCAGCUUUGCCCAGAGAGGGGAAAAAUUGAACAAUUGAUUCAUCACUAUCAAGAAAAAAUACCCUUAUGUGUGGAAUAUUGCGUAAGAGUGAAUAAAAAAGAUUUCUUGUUUGGGAAAAUGUAUGAAAGAUUCCAAACUGAUCCUUUGGCAUUGGGUGUAUUCUUGGAGAGCUUAGAAACUUAUAUCCUAGAUGGUCGUUUAAGAAAAAUGACACCUCAGCUGGUUAAAGAUUUUGUUAAUCAUUUUGCCGAAAGAAAAAUGUUUGAUGCAUUAGAAUCUUGCAUUGUUCGUCUAGAUAUAGCUGAUUUAGAUAUUCAUCAAGUUAUGACAUUAUGUUGGGAUCAAGGACUAUUUGAUGCAAUUAUUUAUGUUUACAAUAAAGGAAUGCUAGAUUAUGUGACACCUUUUGAAGAGCUAAUGAUCAAUCUUCAAAAAGCUGUAAAAAGAGGUAAACAACUCACUGACGAUCAAAUAAAACUAGGCAAUAAAUUACUAGUCUAUAUUAGUUGCUGUUUAGCUGGUAGAGCUUAUCCUUGUGGCAAUAUUCCUGAAGGUCUGGCAUCUGAUGUAAAAUAUAAAGUGUUUCAGUGUGUCACUAGUUUACAUGGCAAAAAUGGGGACGAUACAGAAAUUUAUCCUUAUCUAAAGACUCUUCUUCAUUUUGAUACUAGGGAAUUUCUUAAUGUUUUGGCAUUGGCUUUCCAAGAACCAGAAUUUUCUACAGAUGUUGGAUUGUCACAGAAACAACGAUUAGUUGACAUCUUGCUGAAAAUAAUGGUUCAAAGUGAAGGAUUUUUGCCUACAGAAAUUGGAGCUUUAUUUACAUUUCUUGCUAGACAAAUGGCAAAACAAGAAAAUAUCAUCAUUGUUAACAGACUUUUGUUUGAACAAGUUUUGGAGCAUUUGACUAAUCCAGGAGAUGAUACUAGAAUAGAAGAACGCCAACAGGCAUUAAUGGAACUUAUACAAGCAGGUGGUCUCGCUCAGGUUAAUGAAGAAAGAGUAUUGGUUUUGGCAGAAAAAGCAAAAUUUUACCGAGUUUGUGAAUAUCUCUAUGAAAAACAUCAGUUGUAUGAUAAAAUUCUAGAAUGUUAUUUACAAGAUCCAUCUAGGAAGCUUCAGGUAUUUUAUUUUAUCGAAAAAAUUUUGAAUCACCCUAACCGCACAUUACAAGAAAAAAAAGCUCUGGAAGAUAAAAUUAUCUCAAGCAUAGAGCAACUUGUAGACAUUGACAAUAAAAGGACUUCGCAAAUUCUUUUGGAGUUUUUUCCAAAUCAGCUUUUGAAUGUUGUGAAAGCUUUGAAUAACUUACCAGAAAUACUGUACCAGUUUUUGCAAGGCUUAUUUAGCAACAAAGAAUUGAAUACUUCAACAUCCACUCCUAGUAACAAAGAUGCCCCUAUGGUAGAUCCAGUGGUAGUUGAAACUUAUAUUGAGUUAAUGUGCCAAUACGAUUUAAAUCAAGUCCAUAACUAUUUGAAAAGAGCAGAUGGAUAUCGAUUAGAAGAGACUUUAGAAAUUUGUAGGAAAUACAAUGCGAUGGAAGCUACUGCAUUUCUCUUGGAAAGGGCUGGGGACAUCCAUGGAGCAUUUAACAUUAUGCUUGAGGGCUUGCGAACGAAAAUUAAAGAAGUCACAGAGGAAAUUCUUGGAGCAACUGAUACAAUGCAAUUAGACUAUUUGUUGUCUUGGAAUGAGUUACAAACUCGUUUGUUGGUUAUUAUACAGCUGUGCCAAAGAAAUUCAAACAAAAUGAACCAAGAAGAACGUGAGAUGCUUUGGUUUCCCCUUCUAGAAGCUAUGUUGGUGCCACAGAGACAGUUAAGAGGUCGAGUGAAUGUUUCAUACUUGAAUGCCUUUAAAGAGCAAACUCGACAUUUGCUUAAUAACAUGAUGGGGUACAUCUCACUUCCUGCCAUACUGCAAAGAGUUGUACAGGACCCAGCUUACAAUACUGGCAAAUUCGGAGAAAUAAGGGAACUAAUUAUGGGAAUGUUUGAAACCUACAAUUAUGAAAAGACUUUGUUAGCCACUACCACAAAACUUUUAAAUGAUGAUCUACACAAACAAUUAAGGCAUCUUUGUCAGUCUGCUAAUCAAGCUCUUAUAAAUCAUAAUGAGAUUUGUUCCUUCUGCCUAAAUCAGUUGGAUUCUGAUGAAAAUGUGGAGAUUUUAAUAUUUAGGUGUGGUCAUGUUUAUCAUGCUAGUUGUCUAAGUGGAAAAGAUGGAGAUGAAGAUGUUGCAAAUUACUCGUGCAUUAAGUGUUCAAGGCAUCAGAGGCAUAUCAAUAAUGUUGAUCAUGCUAGGAUAUCAUACAGACGAAAUACAGCCCAUCCUCCCUUUAAAUCAAGAGCCCGGACUUCAUCGUUUAAAGAGGCACGUUUAAAUGCUCAGCAGUUGCAAGCUCUUGAAUUCCUGAGAAAAAUUCAAAAGUCUCAUAGAACCUCCUUGUUUGAAGAUUUAAUUCAAGAUGGAAGUAAAAAAACAUUAACCGGUUCUCCUGUAAAGAGAGCAGCUCUAGAUGAUACUCUAAAACUAAAUUUAGCUCCAGCUGGCAAUGAAAAUUUCCAAUCAGAAUUUUAAAAACUUAUUCUAGUCUUUUUUUAUGAAACAGAAUAAUUCCUUUAUACAUUUCUUUCCAUCGAAAAAAACUGAGACAGUAUCUCUCAUCAUAUUUACUGUGAUUUAUAAACAUUAUUGAUUUUCAUGAAAGAAUUCUAAAUAUGUUUAGAGACAAUUGUGUCCAGAAAUAAGUAAAAUGGCUAUGAAGUUGCAUCACACAAGUUCCAAAUGUUACUAAGACAUUUUGUGCAAGUUAAUAUUCCAAAGAUGUGAUAUAUCUUUUUAAUUAUUGUACAAGUUUUUUUCAUCUGAUAGCUCUUGGCCUUUUUACUGCACCUAAGCACCAUUUUGCAGCUCAAAAUUGAUUUGAGUUUAUAAUUGUAUUUAUUAGAUUUUGUAAAAAGAAUAUUUUAUAUUAUUGAAACAAUAAAAAAGCUUUAAGAUUACAAAAAAUGUCAGCCAAUUUAG